AUGCUACGACUCACGUACGCGCUGCUGCUCUUUGUAGCGCUCGUUGUCGCGGGACCUACGAUAAGAAAAGACGAAGCGGCUAAUGGCAUCACGCCAGCGGUAGAAGCAGAAGUAAAACCCGCAGUAAACGAUGAGCCAUCCACCGUCGCGAGUGUCACAAAGCCUCCAGCAAGUAGUCCUUCGUCAACGACGACUGCUGCGUCCUCUGUGACAGCGACAUCGACAACGGAGAAAAUUCCACCCCCAACGACGGCAGCAGCUCCAGCUCCUGUAGUUGCGGGAAAUGAUCCUCCCGCUCCACCACCACCAAUGCUACCCCGCAAGAAGAUCACGUUUGAUCAACGUCAAGAGGGCAAGUACAACAUCCGAGCCGAUCUGGAGAACUUCGUGAUCAUGUUCGUCCCGUCCGACUCGUCAUCUGGGGCGUCCCUGCUUGAGCUGCUGAUGCGCUCUGCGGACAAAAAGGACGCACACCUCAGUCGCAAGCAGUCUCAGUACCGACGCAAGAACUACAAGGCCCACGGUGGGCUCAAAAAGUCAGCCCAGGUGACACCGGAAGUGAUCGUCCUGGACGAAAGCAACCAACGAUCGAGCCCACUCGCGGCGGAAGAAUUCAUCGAAGGCCGCACGCCGUACAAAGUGGACCUCUCGAGCAACGCACGCAGCGUGGAACCAUCACCGGGCCGGCUGAUCCGUUUUCCGGCCGCGUCAGGUAACUAUGCCACUCCGCAAACUGGCCGGGUCUUCGCGACCGAUGCCGGUGCCCAAGGGCGAGCCCUGCGAGUCGGCGGUUAUGCUAGCACUAACACCCUGGUAGAUGCCGCUGGUAGUAUUAGCGCCACUAACAACCACAUCCUUCCUGGUGAUGGGGGCCACCAACUGCUGCUGCCAGUACUGGGACAUCCUUUCCCGCUAUUGCUUCGCCCGAGCGACGACGAUGCCGAUGAUGGCGCCAGCGCAGGACGCACCGAUGGCGGUGACAACGAGCUGGUCGUCGGUGGUUCUGCUACCGCCCACCGACCCCUCCUGGUCGACCAUUCUCACCAUCCUUCCUCCUUCGACAGCCUAGAGUACGCGCCGUUGCGUUCUGACGUCGACAUGACACAGCUUCAGCUCGAGCAGGACGACGAAGGAUACGAGGAUACCCGGUUCGAUGACUUGCAGGAGGACGAAGACCUGGCUGGUUGGGAGGAGUUGCGGCUUCUCGGGGCACAGGAGCAGUGCGGUCCGGAUCGAAAGCGGGACAGCUACGGCGUGUGUCAGUUCGUCGAGCCGUAA
Messenger RNA from Anopheles nili, 1278 nucleotides. RefSeq lists its product as uncharacterized. The record is from RefSeq and is a predicted model, not a curated record. Lineage: Eukaryota; Metazoa; Arthropoda; Insecta; Diptera; Culicidae. Bases 1 to 1278 code for a protein of 425 amino acids. The transcript has a single exon.